AUGUCCCAUCCAACCCUCUCUCAUGGCCUGAACCUCCCCGGUAAGAAACCCCAACCCGUCUCCCUCCCCAAGGCCAACACGGUCAACCCGCAAAAGCGCAAAAAGACAAUCUUCGAUUCAGACUCCGAAGACGGCGAUGGACCAAAAGAAACCAAUGGCUCCGUCGAAAUCACCACCAUAGGUGACCUGAACGAUGACAGCAAUUUCCCCAGCGAUGAACCCUCAUCCAAAAGACCCGCCAACUCCAAAAGAAAAUCCCCCGCUCCCCAAACACUCAACUACACAAACCUCUCCAGCCUCCACAGCAGUAAAAAACAUGCCCAAACCGCCGAAUCCCUCGACUCAACAAUCUACGACUACGAUGCAGUCUACGACUCCCUCCACGUCAAGAAGCUUUCGACAACCUCUUCCUCAUCUGCACAAGCGGUCUCCACACCCAAAUACAUGACCGCCCUCUUCCGCAGCGCAGAGAUCCGUAAGCGCGACCAGCUGCGCGCACGAGAUAAACAACUCCAGCGCGAACGGGAAGCUGAAGGCGAGGAGUAUGCUGGUAAGGAGAAGUUUGUGACGGCGGCGUAUAAGGCACAGCAGGAGGAGGCGAGGCGGAUCGAGGCUGAGGAGGCAGAGAGGGAGAGGGAAGAGCAAGAGAGGAGGAGGGAAGGGGUGGGGAUGGUGGGGUUUUAUAAGAAUAUGCUUGAGCGGGAUGAGAAGAGGCAUGAGGAGAUGGUUAGGUGGGCGGCGGAGGCGGCUGCAACUGCAGCGUCUGGGGAGAAGGAGAUGGAGAAGGAAGUAGAUGAGGACGAGAAGACUGAUUCGCAGAUUGCAGCGGAACUGAACGCCCGGGGCGCCAAUAUUAUUCUUAACGAUGAGGGGCAGAUUGUUGAUAAGCGAGAGCUUCUUACGGCUGGAUUGAAUGUUGUGCAUAAGCCUAAUAAGGCGAGGAUGGCGACGGUGUCUGAGAAAUCUGGGUGGGGUGGUGCGGACCGACGAAGGGGUGGUUUGGAGAUUGGUGGGUCUGGGCGUGCGGCGCAGCGAGCGAGACAGACGGGGAUGUUGGCUGCGCAGUUGGAGGAGAGGAUGCGGAAGGAAGCAGAGGAGGAGGAAAAGAAGGCGAAGGAACUGGCGGAGAAGACUAGGAGUUCGAAGACGGAGAGGGAUGUGCAGAGUGCGCGGGAGAGGUAUCUUGCGAGGAAGAGGGAAAGGGAGAAGGAGAAGUAG
This is a messenger RNA of Paracoccidioides brasiliensis Pb18, 1218 nucleotides long. RefSeq lists its product as uncharacterized. The record is from RefSeq and is a predicted model, not a curated record. Gene Ontology annotation, biological process: regulation of alternative mRNA splicing, via spliceosome. The transcript has a single exon. The coding region runs from base 1 to 1218 and encodes 405 amino acids.